This is a messenger RNA of Tricharina praecox, 2223 nucleotides long. Its product is annotated as outer membrane protein Iml2/Tetratricopeptide repeat protein 39. NCBI's taxonomy places the organism in Eukaryota, Fungi, Ascomycota, Pezizomycetes, Pezizales, Pyronemataceae. Gene Ontology annotation, cellular component: mitochondrial outer membrane; cytosol; nucleus. The record is from RefSeq and is a predicted model, not a curated record. The transcript is spliced from 13 exons. The coding region runs from base 342 to 2177 and encodes 611 amino acids.
UACUUAGAAUUCCGUAGCUGCUCUAAAAUUCCUCACAUCUCCUACACCCUACUACCUACCUCACUUCUCCACACUCCUCCUCCUCCGCCUCCUCCUCCUCGGACGACGAACGAUCGAGAGUGCAUACUGUACCAGGACCAGAACUCGGAGACUGAUCGACCAGCUGCACGUUGCAAUGCUCAAGGCAUUAGGAUUCGGGGGUUCCCAUUCGGCGUCGAGCCAAUCGCUCAAUGCUCUCGAUGAGCCGUAUGCACUGAAUCAAGCCUUGAAAGGUUGGCCUACCUCCGUCUACCUCCGUCUACCUCCCUUCACGAACAUGCGGGUACUGACCUAAACCAUCGAUGGACAUGCUCAUGGACGACUACGUCAGUGACGCGGAGAAGGCACUCGAGACUGGACAGUCUAGUUUCCAUAAGCUGGCUGGAGGAGUGAUCGCAUUUUUAGGCGCGAGUCUGGGCUUCGAGGCGGACAUAAUGAAACAAGCUUCUGAUCGACUCGCGGAUGCUGAAGCUUCGGCUGAACGGGAUAGGAAGAGAGCUGUGAAAGAGAACCAUGUCUCCGGGAAUAUCCCGCCUGGAAUGGAAUUUGCACUCUGUCAUGCUGAAGCGCAACUCAUGUCUGCGGUCGUGGGAUUGCUCUCCGAGUCCGUCGCCGAGACGUUACGAUCGUUCUACAGACUCCGAACGGCCUACAAGACCCUCGAAGGCAUCCAUACUGCCAUCAGCGCCAUACCUACGGACGAUGAAGUCGGGACCUCGACCCCUGCCAGUCGGCGCAGCACCGAGUCGGAUAGCGCGCGAUCGUCGAAGGCGGCUUCGACCGUUAGUGGCGCCGGAUCAAAAAAAGAGGAGGGAAUCACGAUGGGCAAAGCUUCAAGCAAGGCUUCUGUGGUGUCCCUUCGAAAGACGAAAUCUCGGAUGGCUCGGGACGAGGUGGAGGUGUUCACACGGUCUGGGUGCGCUCUGUGUUUUGGGCUGCUGCUGCUUCUGCUCGGAAUGGUUCCCCCCAGUCUUGGUAGGGUCAUGAGCAUAGUGGGGUUCCGGGGAGACAGACAACGAGGGCUCGAGAUGCUCUGGGAAGCUGCUGAGGCGGGCAACGUUCACGGUGCCAUUGCAACUUUGGUAAUCCUGCAGUAUUACGGUAACGCUGUACAGUUCUGCGACAUCCUCCCGCCGGAUAACGAUCAAGGUGGAUAUCCGAAGCAGAGAUGCCAGUUGAUCCUAGCAAGGAUAAGAAGGAAAUACACCAACAGCGCUCUCUGGAAGCUUGAGGAGGCCAGGAUGGAGGCGGUUGAGGGACGAGUCGCUGUGGCCGUGGACAUGCUGUCUCAGCCCAUCAAGACCGAGAUGAGACAAGUUGAGGCGUUGAUGCUGUUCGAAAAGUCAAUCAACGGCAUGUUUCUCCACCGCUACGAAACAGUGGGAGACGACUUCAUAAAGCUUACGACCCUUAACAAAUGGUCCCAUGGCCUCUAUCACUACUUUGCCGCUGGAUGUUACGUCGAGUUGUACCGGCAGUACAACGGGAAGGAUGCCGAGAAAGCAGAGACGUAUGCCAAGUGUGCCGAGGAACUCAUCCUUAAAGUACCAACCUUCAUGGGCAAGAAACGCUUCAUGGCACAGAGCCUUCCGCUGGAAGUCUUCGCCGAUCGGAAGAUCAAGAAGUGGCAGGCCCGAGCAACAGCACGGGGUAUCCGACUGGUUGACGGUGUCGGAGCGAGUCCUAUCUCGGAGAUGAUAUACAUCUGGAAUGGGUAUAAGCGGAUGGAUCUAGAAAACCUAGACACUUCUCUGAAGGCGAUUGAGUACUCGCGUGAGGCUCAAGCUGACGAGGCUGAUGAGUGCGCGAUCCGCAACUUGCUGGAGAGUGUGGUCUGCCGGAGGAAGGGGGAGCUAGAGAGGGCUAAGGAGUUGCUCACUCUGGUGUUGGAGACUCCCCUUCCUAAGGGAACCCCACACGACGAAUGGAUGCUGCCAACUGCGCAUUACGAGAUGGCGGUUUGUUUAUGGCAUCAACAUGGGCCGGGCGAGCACAACGAGGAGAUUAAAGGGUGGCUAACGAAGGCUGCCAAUUGGGGAGCGUAUGAGUUGGAUACGCGGGUUGGGAUGAAGAUACAGACAGCACUGGACACCGUCAGACGGUACAGUGAAGCCGCGACUGGGGCCGCCAAAACAUAAAGGCGAGAGUGUAGAGCAGAAAUGAAACGAAAAUGUGUAUGAGCAA